ACGACAUGGUUUGCGUCAGCAUGUUUCUACGGCUAUCGAGUCAUUUUACGGCAGGCAUGUGUCUGUGGGAAGGUUGUUGUUAGCCGAAAGCUAGCUGUGUGUUUUGCAAGCUGUUUAUUCCCCUAAACAUAACAUAACGGUGUUACAGUUAGGUCCAGUAACCCGGGAAAAUGGAUGUUGGAGAGCUCUUGAACUACCAGCCUGAUAGAGGUGCAAAGCGUCCCAGGGAGGAGGAUGGAGGAGCAGCGGGAGGAGAGGAGGACUCCAGAAGAGGGAAGCACAAGAAAGGGCUGAGUGCCAGGGAGUUGGCUAGAUACCGAGAAUCAGAAGCAGGGGGAGACGGAAAUGAAGGAGGAUUCGAGAUGAGGGAUACUGAGACGACUGGGGACAGAAAGAUGAUUCUGGAGAAACUUAUGGACCGAGACGAGGAGGAACCUGAGGCAGAGCCAGUGGAUGAAAGCUCAGUGAAGAAAAUGAUCCUAACCUUUGAGAAAAGAUCGUACAAAAAUCAGGAGCUAAGGAUUAAGUUUCCAGAUAAUCCAGAGAAAUUCAUGGAGUCGGAGCUGGAUCUGAACGACAUCAUCCAGGAAAUGCAUGUGAUUGCCACAAUGCCAGACCUCUACCAUCUGCUGGUGGAGCUGAAUGCUGUGCACUCUCUGCUGGGCCUCCUCAGUCAUGAAAACACACAUGUUGCCAUAGCAGUGGUGGACCUGCUGCAGGAGUUGACUGAUAUCGACACACUCCAUGAGAGCGAGGAGGGUGCUGAGGUGCUCAUAGAUGCUUUGCUGGAGGGUCAGGUUGUUGCCUUGCUGGUGCAGAACAUGGAGCGGUUGGAUGAACAGGUGAAAGAGGAGGCUGACGGCAUCUAUAACACGCUGGCUAUUAUAGAAAACAUGGCAGAGUUCAGACCAGGCUUGUGCACUGAAGCUGCUCAGCAGGGACUCAUGCAGUGGCUGCUCAAGAGAAUCAAGGCAAAGAUGCCAUUUGACGCUAAUAAGCUGUACUGCAGUGAAAUUCUGGCUAUUUUGCUGCAAAACAAUGAUGGCACCAGGGAACUACUGGGUGAGAUGGAUGGCAUAGACGUGUUACUACAGCAACUAUCAGUGUUCAAACGUCACAACCCAGCCACAGCCGAAGAGCAGGAGAUGAUGGAGAACCUGUUUGAUGCUUUGUGUUCCUGCCUAAUGCUGGCCUCCAACCGAGACCGCUUCCUUAAAGGAGAAGGGCUUCAACUAAUGAAUCUCAUGCUCAGGGAAAAGAAGAUGUCUCGGACAAGUGCUCUGAAAGUGCUGGACCAUGGGAUGAUUGGACCUGAAGGAGCAGACAACUGUCAUAAGUUCGUGGACAUCCUGGGCUUGAGAACCAUCUUUCCACUUUUCAUGAAAACCCCCAAGAAGAUGAAGAAAACUGGUGCUUCAGAGAAGGAGCAUGAAGAACAUGUCUGCUCCAUCAUCGCUUCCAUGCUGAGAAAUCUCAAGUCCCAACAGAGAAGCAGACUCCUCAACAAGUUCACAGAGAAUGACUGCGAGAAGGUUGAUCGACUGAUGGAGCUGUUUUUUAAGUACCUGGAGGCUGUGCAACAAGCUGACAGGAGGAUUGAAGGAGAGAAACAUGAAAUGGUUCGUCGUGGGGAGAUCCUGGACGACAGCAUGGAGGACGAGUUCUACCUUCGCCGCCUGGAUGCCGGACUAUUUGUCCUUCAGUUGAUCUGCUACAUAAUGGUGGAGAUCAGCAACUCAGGGAAUCCACAGCUGCAGCAGAGAGUCCAUCAGAUUCUCAACCUUAGAGGAGGCUCUGUCAAAACCGUGCGCCACAUCUUGAGAGAGUACGCCGAGAGCAUCGGGGAUGGGAAGAGCGAGGAGUUCAAAGAAUCUGAGCGGAAGAGGAUCAUGGAUCUCGCAGACAACUUCUAACAGACUGUCUUUGUCUCGCACACAGUUGCGCUUACAGUUUGUCUCGUUUGUCCUCACACGUAAGAACGUCAAACUCUCCACAGUUCUGACGACCUGCCUUGACUUUGAGGACAUUAACAUACACAGGAAAACUUCAAAAUGUCAGUCUGCUGACACUUUGACUUUUGACUCUAUUUCAUUUGGAGACACAUAACACCACUGGUCAACAUUCCACUUUUGUUUUUACUCUGCCUGAAUCUUUGACAUCCAGGACUGAAGUCUAAUUAUCUGAGGAACUAAUAAAUAAUUACUUACUAUUUUUAAUUGAGACCCACUCGCAGUGUAAACACAAUCUGUACGCGUCAAACAGCUAGUUAAUAUUCAAUGAGGAAACCACGUAAAGGUGCUCACUGUAUAUUGUAGCUGGACUGAAGUACGUAGCAGUUGUGUACAGACGUUGGCUUCUGUUUGUUUUCUGUUCUGUGCUGUUGAACACUGCGGUGUAAUUACAGGCAGACUUUGCAGAAAUUGGCAAACUAAAUUUUGCUCCCUCACAACUCCUCCACUUCACCUGCUUCAUUUGUUUUGCGUGUAAAAUAUUUUCUAAUAAAACCUUUGCUAAUAAA
This is a messenger RNA of Betta splendens (Siamese fighting fish), 2518 nucleotides long. It is a transcript of the gene ctnnbl1, whose product is annotated as catenin, beta like 1. The transcript has 16 exons. Gene Ontology annotation, cellular component: spliceosomal complex. The record is from RefSeq and is a predicted model, not a curated record. The coding region runs from base 171 to 1913 and encodes 580 amino acids. NCBI's taxonomy places the organism in Eukaryota, Metazoa, Chordata, Actinopteri, Anabantiformes, Osphronemidae.